AUGGAUUCCUGGAUCUUCCCAUCAAGUCUCCCGAACAUGUCGGAGCAGAUCAUGGACGACUGCUUCCUGCCGCUGAACGAAUCAGAACAGCAGAUGAACGACACAGACCAGAGCUUCAACGGUACCAGCACCGUGGUCAUCACUUGCAUGUACUUCUUGGUGUGCGCCAUGGGCCUGUGCGGGAACGCUUUGGUCAUCUACGUCAUCCUGCGCUACGCCAAGAUGAAGACCGUCACCAACAUUUACAUCCUCAACCUGGCGGUGGCCGAUGUACUUUUCAUGCUGGGACUACCUUUCAUCGCAAUUCAGCUGGCACUCGUCCACUGGCCCUUCGGUCCGGUUUUGUGCCGCGUGGUGAUGACUGUGGAUUCCCUCAAUCAGUUCACCUCCAUCUUCUGCCUGACGGUAAUGAGCGUGGACCGCUACCUGGCUGUGGUGCACCCCAUCCGCUCCACCAAGUGGCGCAAGCCCCGCGUGGCCAAGACCAUCAAUGUGGCAGUGUGGGGAGUUUCGCUCCUGGUCAACCUGCCCAUCGUCAUCUACAGCGGCGUCAUCACCAAACACGACGGUUGCUUCUGUACCAUCGUAUGGCCCGAGCCUCAAGAGGCCUACUACACCGCCUUCAUGUUUUACACCUUCAUCCUGGGCUUCUUCCUGCCACUCCUAGUUAUCUGCCUGUGCUACCUGCUCAUCAUUAUCAAGGUCAAGUCAACGGGCAUUCGAGUCAGCUCUUCGUCCAAGCGCCGCCGCUCGGAGAGGAAGGUGACCCGAAUGGUGUCUGUGGUGGUGGCCGUUUUCGUCCUGUGCUGGCUGCCAUUCUACGUCUUCAACGUCACCUCGGUGACGGGGACGCUCAGCACCACGCCGGUGCUGCGCAGCACCUUCGCCUUCGUGGUGGUGCUGGGCUACGCCAACAGCUGUGCCAACCCUAUCCUCUACGCCUUCCUGUCGGAGAACUUCAAGAAGAGCUUCCAGAACGUUCUGUGUCUCAAGAAGGUGGGCGGGCUGGAUGACGUGGAGCGCAGCGACAGCCGCCAGGACAAGUCCCGCAUGAUGGCAGACCCCACCGAGACGCAAAGUACUUUGCUUAAUGGCGACCUGCAGACCAGUAUCUGA
Molecule: messenger RNA, 1116 nt
Organism: Nerophis lumbriciformis (worm pipefish)
Lineage: Eukaryota; Metazoa; Chordata; Actinopteri; Syngnathiformes; Syngnathidae
Source: RefSeq, a predicted model, not a curated record